Panonychus citri (citrus red mite) is the source of this 2201-nucleotide messenger RNA. RefSeq names its product cysteine protease ATG4D-like (gene Atg4b). NCBI's taxonomy places the organism in Eukaryota, Metazoa, Arthropoda, Arachnida, Trombidiformes, Tetranychidae. Gene Ontology annotation, molecular function: protein-phosphatidylethanolamide deconjugating activity. The transcript has 2 exons. The coding region runs from base 172 to 1812 and encodes 546 amino acids. The record is from RefSeq and is a predicted model, not a curated record.
UAUUUAUUGUUGAUGUUUGGUGAUAAUCAGUUAAUAUUUUGUAUUAUAUUUUUUGAUUAGUUGAUUUAAUUAACCAUUAAUCUUUUUUAAUUGUUUUCUGUUUCCUUAUUAACAAUUGUUGAAACUCUCUGUGUCUCUGGUUUUAAUUGUUGUGAAUUUAAAAUAAACAUAAUGUCCUCUGGUGAAGAUUUAACAGCCAACUUACGAAAUUAUCAAUUAUUAUCAUUUUUUAAUCUUCCAUUUUUAGGAUGGUCAAUUAAAAUACGAACUCAUUUUAAUCCUGAGAUUCCAAUUUGGUUAUUGGGUAUUAGGUAUCAAAGUAUUUCUGGUUCUAAUGUUUCUAGAAAUGAGAUACUGGAAAAUUUUAGACAAGAUUUCUCAAGUAGAAUCUGGUUAACGUAUCGUCGGGAUUUUAAAAGAUUACCUGGUUCAAUGUUCACCUCGGACAGAGGUUGGGGCUGCAUGUUGAGAAGUGGACAGAUGAUGUUGGCCCAAGCCUUUUUGAACCACUAUUUGGGCCGUGAAUGGAGGUGGAAUCGAACCCAAUCAGAUAAAAGUGGGAUGAUCCAUCGGAUGAUAAUCAAAUGGUUUGCUGAUGAAUUAACAGCCGAUUGCCCAUUCUCUGUACAUCAACUGAUCAGAAUAGGAGCUUCUGUUGGUAAAAAACCCGGAGAUUGGUUUGGACCUUCAAGUAUCGCUCAUCUAUUAAAGAAAGCUUUAGCUGUCGCUGCUCCAUCGAACCCGAUUCUCAGUGAUAUCUGCAUUUACAUAGCAAAUGAUUGUACAAUUUACAUUGAAGAUGUAAUCAAACAAUGUACUACACCUACAUUAAGUUAUAAAAAAUCUGACAGUAUUACCCGUGAUUAUGGUCGAUCUUUGGUAAACAAUCGUUCAACUCGAUUCUCAUUAGAUUAUGGUCGUACCCUUGAUCCCCGUGAACAUGGUUACUUUCCAGUUGAACAUGGUGACUCUGAGAGAGAUAAUUUAAAAGCUCGUCGUCAUUCAGCUAAACCCAUUUUCUAUGGUAAAGCAAUGUCAACAAUCAAUUUAGUUGAUACGGUAAACAGUGUAACAAACAGUCCAACCUUGGGUAAUCAUCCGCAAAUGGAUUUUGUAAACAAUUCAUCGGCAUCUUCAACCACCACACCAAACUCAUCAUAUUCAACAUCUCACAAUAAUCAUCUUCCUCAUCAUUCACAGUAUCUUCCCUCUUCCCAACGUUCUCAACGUCCAACAAGCCUUUCAGCUGUUGAAUCGACACGAGAAAAAUGGAAAAGUGUCAUUAUCAUUGUUCCCGUUCGACUUGGUACUGAAACAUUUAAUUCAAUGUACGAUUCGUGUGUUAAAUCACUUUUUCGUCUUAAAAGUUGUCUUGGUAUCAUUGGUGGUCGACCUCGUCAUUCAUUAUAUUUCAUCGGUAGCACCGAAGAUAAGUUAAUCUACCUUGAUCCACAUAAUGAUCAGAAGGCAAUCGAUCCAAGUAAAAAUGAUUUUCCACUCAAUUCAUAUCAUUGUGAUUUCCCUCGUAAAUUAUCACUUGAACGAAUGGAUCCAAGUUGUGCUGUUGGAUUCUAUUGUCGAACUCACCAAGAAUUUAACGAUCUGAUGAACACUUUAAAAGAAAUUGUCAUUCCAAGAGAUCAUAAUUACACUUCUUAUCCAAUGUUCAACAUAUCACCAGGAUCUGCAUCUGAUCAAAGAUUUGACUACGAUAGUUCAAUGGAACAAACAGUUCGAAUCAAACAUCGAUAUUUAGAUGCCUUCGGCGAAGUAACAUCAGAAUUUGAUGCCGACGAAUUUGUCAUGAUCUGAUUAACAUCGAAUUGAGAAGCGCAAAAAAAACCAAAGAAAAAGAAUUCGAAUAUAUAUAUUUAUUAAUAUAAUAUUAUAUUUAUCUCUUUCCUUACUUGACGAUCUCAAAUAAUCUUAAUUAUAAUAAUCAUCACCCGUAUUAAUUACUCAUGGUCAAGGAGAGAUAAACAAAAUGGAAUCUAAAAAUAUAAUUUAAUUGAUUAUGGCUCUAAGUUAAUUACUCUUAUUACAUAUACAUAUGAUUAUGCAAAAAAAAAUAUGAUCUGUACAAAUUUAAGCAAAUCAAUCAACUGAAUAUCCGUUUGAUUGUCACAAAAUUGUAAAUACAAAUUUGAUGCUAAAAAGUUACUGAUUAUGCUGACUGAAUAAAUUUUUGCUUCUAUGCUCAA